UAGAUUAGCUAGAGAAAAAUGAAUCAUCCUUGUUCAUUAUUGAUGGUAGUGGCAGUUUUAGUUUAUGCAAUUUUGGUUGGAGGGCAGUUGGGUUAUGCUCAGCUCACUCCAACAUUUUAUGGUCAGAAUUGCCCAAAUGUCUCCUUUCUUAUACGUGAAGUCAUUCAGGAGGCCAUGCUAACUGAUCCCAGGAUCGAUGCCAGCCUCAUCAGGCUUCAUUUCCAUGACUGCUUUGUUAAUGGGUGUGAUACAUCAAUUUUGUUGGACACCACUAAUACUAUGAAGGGUGAGAAAGAAGUUCUUGGUAAUAAGAACUCAGCCAGAGGUUUUGAUGUUGUUGAUAAAAUGAAGGCUAGGUUGGAGACGGAAUGUCCUGGCACUGUAUAUGUCACUAUCAUUAUACUCUAUAGCUUUACUAAUGUAAUUAAGGUUGCAGGCAGGAGGUCGACUAAUCUACUUCGAAGAAGAGAUAGCUUAACAGCAAACAGAACUCAAGCUAAUAUUAACCUUCCAAGUCCCUUUGCGUCCCUUGAUGAGCUCAAGGCCAAUUUCACUGCCGUAGGGCUCAAUACUACUACCGAUUUAGUUGUCCUGUCCGGUGCUCACUCGUUUCGAGAAGCUCAAUGUCGAACGUUUAGGGGUAGAAUAUACAACUCUCCUGAGCUACCAUUGAACUCAACCUACAAUGCAACACUUAGCAAAAUUUGCUCACAAAAUGGAACUACUGAUGAUAAUUUGAGGACCCAACUUGAUUCUACAACACCUAAUGUGUUUGAUAAUAAGUAUUUCUCUAAUCUUCAAUUUGCCAGAGAUCUGCUGGAGAGUGACCAAGUUCUAUUUUCAACCCCUGACGCUGACACUAUUGAAAUUGUUAACAAUUUUAUUGCUAAUUGAUAUUAACAGUCCAAAAUCCAAGACGAUUAGUCAAAAUUACGUCUAGCGUGACAGUAAAAA
Molecule: messenger RNA, 954 nt
Organism: Hevea brasiliensis (rubber tree)
Lineage: Eukaryota; Viridiplantae; Streptophyta; Magnoliopsida; Malpighiales; Euphorbiaceae
Product: peroxidase 15-like
Exons: 4
Coding region: 19-894 (291 amino acids)
Biological process (GO): response to oxidative stress; hydrogen peroxide catabolic process
Molecular function (GO): peroxidase activity; heme binding
Source: RefSeq, a predicted model, not a curated record